Molecule: messenger RNA, 657 nt
Organism: Plasmodium relictum
Lineage: Eukaryota; Apicomplexa; Aconoidasida; Haemosporida; Plasmodiidae
Exons: 1
Coding region: 1-657 (218 amino acids)
Source: RefSeq, a predicted model, not a curated record
AUGGAUAUAACCCUAAAAUCAAAUGAAUUUUCCAUAGACACUUAUGCACAAAAUAGUGAUGUAUCAAAUGAAGAUAUAAAUAAUGAAUCUACAUUUGAAUUUCGUAAAGAUGAAAUAUUAGGAUCUUUAAGUACAGUGAAGAAAAAUAUUAAUGAUAAGGAUAACAAAAUUAUAGCUAUUUUCCCUAGAUCUAUAUUUAUUUCAUCUGAUAUUCUACAUUCAGAUAAUAUUCCCCUUAAUAAUGAAAUAAUGAAGACUACAAAGAUUUCAUAUGAUUUUUAUUUAUCCAAAAUUAUGAAAUUUCUACACAUAGCUGAUUUGAGAAGAUGUUUUAAUAAAAAGACAUAUAUGAGUUUUAUUGUAUCAAUUAUUAUUUUCUUUCUUCAACCUGCGAACACAGCUGAUCCAUAUGAAGAAAAAGAAAAGAGAUUUAGUUCUCUUUGUCAAAAAAUUAUUAUGAAGUGGUUAUCACCAUAUAUAGAGGGCCCCGAAAAGAGUCUUUAUGGCAAUAUGUAUAUUGGUUAUGGAGACACUAUUACUCUGCCUCCUGAAAUGUUUGAAACAAAAUAUUUAGUAAUAAUUUUUUCUACUCUUUUCAUCUUUUUAUUUAUUAUGGUAAAGAAUAAUAUAAAAGAAUACAAUCAUUCAUUUUUUUAA